This is a messenger RNA of Lagopus muta (rock ptarmigan), 3829 nucleotides long. Its product is annotated as maestro heat-like repeat-containing protein family member 2B. The transcript has 31 exons. NCBI's taxonomy places the organism in Eukaryota, Metazoa, Chordata, Aves, Galliformes, Phasianidae. Gene Ontology annotation, cellular component: cytoplasm. The record is from RefSeq and is a predicted model, not a curated record. The coding region runs from base 159 to 3746 and encodes 1195 amino acids.
UGUUUCCACUAUUCAUCCUAGAUUCACUUUGUGGCACACAAUGAAUAUAAACAAACUGAUCUGUUUAUUCUAAGCUGCCUUUAGGCUUUACAUGAACAGGUACCAACACAGAAAACAGGCACCAUCACAGGAUCCCAGGACCCAGCCCAGGGCAUGUCAUGCUCUGUGAGGUGACACUCCUUGCUGUGAUGUCACAGUUGUGGCUUUCACCCCUGUGGCAGCGGUGGGAGCGGUGGCUCAGUCCGCUUGUGGGACGCGCAGGAAGUGAACCCAGAGAGAGCGUUGUGUCUGUCUGGAGGCAUCCUGCUGUGAUGGAGCGGCUGAGAGCCCUUCGAGGUCUCUUUGCCUGUGUGGGCUGCAUGCCCAGUUGUAUACGUCGCGGGGAGAGAGGCAGGGUGGAAAGCCCUGUCCCCACCUGUGCCGUGACUUUACUGCUGCAGCGCCUGCAAGACCAGGAGGGUGACCGAGAGCAGGCGUACUGCGAGCUGGAGCACGUCCUGGGGGAAGAGGACAGCCGCCCGCCGUGCGGAGUGGUGAACCGGCUGCUGGCUGAGGUGUCCCAGGACCUGACAGCAGCCCAGGGCGUGACGGACAGCGUGAGAAUGGCUGCCAGCAAUGUCCUGGUGGCUCUGGCCCGGACUCACUUCUCCUUGGUGAUGGCCGAGCUCCAGGGCCACCUGAAGGCCACACGGGAGAUGUGCAAGGAGUUUGUGCUCGUCACCCUGAGCAAACUCUUCAGCAUCUAUGCUCCACAGUGCAUCUCUUUUGUGUGGCUGACGCUGGCCGGCCUGUGCAGUGUGGUGGGCCGGGUGAGGAGCGGCCGGACCCUGCGCACUGCUUGUGCUGUUGUGAAACAAUGGAUGGAUGGCGUCAAGACUCACUUGUCCUCUGGAAAGCACAGCCCCUGGCCUGCCACAGAGAAAGAACAAAUGUAUGAGACUCUUCAUGAGCUCUUCUUCUUUGUGGUCAGCAACUGGCAGGACUGCAAGGAGGAAGAGGACAGACAGGCCGUUCUCGGGGCUGUGACUGCCAUGAUGACUGUCCUCCUGCAAGAGGAGCUGCCCCGAGAGCACGUCUGGGAGCGGCUCCUCUGGCUCGUGCACCCGUGUCAGGAGAUGCAAGACACCUGCAGGGUGGCCAAGAGCCUUCGUAUGUUCCUGGAGGCCUUACCGGGAGUUCAGUCUGUCAUCCCUAAGGACAAGUUUCUGGCCGUCACCAGUGCUGUGUUCUAUCAGCUGUCUGAUGACGCCAAGCAGCACAGCGAGGCUGACAGAGCAGAGCUGACCCACUGCAUCCUGCUCCAGGCCCAAAUCUGCCCAGAGGAAACGGUCCUGUUUCUGCAGUCGCAGCUGGGCUAUGAGUGGGAGGCUGGAUGCGUGGCAGCCCUGGGUCUGCUCGGCACUCUGGCUCGCUCUGAUGAGCCUGCGAUGACAGAGAAGCUGCCGCAGAUUACAGAGGCUGUGCAGCGUGUGUGCAAUGACCCCAGGACCAGGGUAAGGAGGGCCGUGCUGCACUUCAUUGAGGAUCUGCUCAGCGCUAACACCUGGCGCUGCUCAGCCUGGGAUGUGGUGGGGCACAUCUUCAGGGAGUUCAGCCACACCACAGGAAGAAGGGCAGCCGGAGACCUUUCCACCCAGGAAGCCCAGGAAGAAGGAGCACUCCAAGAGCUGUGUAUGGACAUCCUGGGGUCACUGGAUGUCUCUGCAAGAGGGAUCUCCAAACUCCUGUGGCCAAGGCUGCUGCUGUACGUGGUGCCAGCCCAGUACACCGGCAUGCUGAUCCCGGUCUCCCGCUGCGUCCAAGCCCUGGCCAAGAGAGGGGAGCUGACGGUGCGGGACGUGGAAGAUCUGGAUCCCCACUUCCUCAGCUCCAUGUUUCAAGGCCCACUGCUGACUGCCCAGACACUGCUGGCACGUCUGCUGGUGGUGGCAGGGAGCCCUUUUGCAGGCAGCGAGCUCCAAGCCGCUGCCUUGCUGCUCCUGCAAAACCUCCACAGCACGAUCCACAGAGCUGUGGGGGCCAAGUGGGCUGCUGAGAUCCCCCUGCUGCUGCAGCACCUUGAAGGGAAAGAUGAGAGCUUCCGCAACUCUGAAGACUGGGAGCACCAUCUGCUAAAGUUCCUGAGGGCAUCGCUGGAUGUUGUGGAGGAUGAGGCCUGGACCAAGGCCCUGAGCUGCGAGCUGAGCCGGCGGCUGAGCAGCUCUGCCAGCAGCUCUGCAGAAAAGACCUUCCUGUACAAGGCUCUGGGGACCGUUCUGGGAGCUUGUAAGGAAGUCCUCCAUGUCCAGGAGAAGCUGCUGCAGCACCUGGAGGAAUCCAAUGCAGAGGAGCCAUCUGAGGCCCAGGGAAUGAUCUCUCUUGUCAGCCAUGCUGCUGACAGCAACUUCCACACAGUCCUGGACACACUCACCAUGUUUGCGUCUAGGCUGUGCAAAGGCCGCAAUGGGAGGAUUUCCAGGCGCAAGAAGAUGGAGCUGGACAGCGCGAGAGCUCAGGCUACACGCAGCGCUCUCAUCCUCGCCCAUGGCAGUUUGGCACUGCGAGCCUCCAAGGAGCAGCUGCUUGCCCGCCUGGAAGGAGACAUUGUGGGCAACAUCCUGCUGCUGUACAGCUGCAGCUGCCAGGACUUGCAGAACAAGCUCGCGCUGGUGCAGAGCAUCACUGAUUUCAGCUCUGCUCUCCAUGCCGUGGGUGGCUCCGCCUUCUUUAACCCCUCCUUGAAGAACAAGCUGCUGGAGAUCCUGAUGGACUUGCUGAAGAAGUAUUACUUGGGCACCCCUGUCUCCCCAGUGCCCCUCAAGGUGGUUCUGGCCCUGGAGCAGUUGAGCAAGCUGAAGCCCUCUUUAGGAAGCAAGAAUGUUCGUGAAAUGUUGGCUCUGUGCUGCAAGAACAUUGUGUCACACCCUUCAGCAGAGAUGAUGCUGAAGAUCAAGAAGUCACGGCAAGCAGCACAGUACCUGCAGCUUCUGCAGACAUCGUUGAAAGCUCUGGGCCGGCUCAUGGUGGUCCUGCUUGAGACAGAGACCACCCGGGGAUUCUUCCAGAACAUAGUCCAGGCCCUGCAGAGAUCACUGACCUCAAACAACAUGUGGGAGCGUAACAGGGCCCUGCAGACCUGCUCCCAGCUGCUGGCUGCUUGUGAAGGGCUUCAGAGAGGAGAUGCCUGUGAGUCCUUUGGCUCCUUGGUGGGAUUGCUGGCUCCGCUGACAUGUGACCCCAUGCCCACAUCCCGCCAGUUGGCCGCCACCUGCCUGAGCUCCCUUCUGCAAAUCCAAGCCAAGGUGGCCAACAGAGUCAUGGAUUCAGGAGACACUGGGAGCCUGUGUGAGGGGCUGAAUGACUGCAGCACCAUCACUCAGCUCCAGACCUCAUCCAAACUGGCAAGGAUGGUGUGCAGAAACUUCCCCCUGGAACGCACCGUUGACUUCCUGAUGGCCAUCAAGGAGACCUUGCGGAAAGGCAAAGGAAUGCGCGUGCGUGCAGCUGGGAAGUGGAUGAUCACCUUUCUGCAGAUGUACGGGAAGGACAUCUGUCGGGACGUGCUACCAAUCCUCCACAUCCUGCGCAGCUGCACAUCAUCCGCGCAGCAGAGCACGUUCAUGCCCUUCCUGUGCCAGGCGGUGGUCAUCCUCACCCGCUGCCACAAAGAGGUCAUGAUUGACAACUUCUCCCGGCUGCUUGGGCCCACAGACAGUGAGAUGUGGAGGAGAAUAAGAGAGUUUUGUCUACAACGGUGGAGCCGAUAGAAGAGCGAAGCGAAAAGAGAAAAGGAAGAGAAGAGAAAGAGAAAGAGAACGAGAAAGAGAAAAAGAGAAAAGAGAAAGGGAAG